AUCUGUGGUAGAAAUUUUAACUUAUAUUUUAAAAAUAAAUAAUAUUUUACCAUUGAUUUCAUACGAAAAGAUUCAAGUCUUCAAACAUAGAAAAUUAAGUAUUCGUUUAUGCAGUGUAAUCUUUUUGUUAUAUCUUCCUGCAGAAUGGGUUAAACUUAAAAAAAAAUAGUCCAUAAACUCGAGCUUGAAGGAACGUUGAACGUUGGUAAUUCUCAAGAUGAGUAGCAACUCACUUUUAUUUUCCAUUAAUAACGAAGGCAAAGUUUAUGCUCUUUCUACAAGUGGAUCAUGCUGGAGAGAGUUUAUGUAUCUUGGUUUAGAAUUUAAAACUUUAUCUGCUGUACCACAUUUCCUGUGGGCAGUGGGUGGUGACCGGCAAAUUUACCUCCACGUUCAUGGCUUAGAAAUACCUAUUAGAGUUAAAGAAGAGUCUUACGAAAAUGAAAGAUGGCUUCCAUUAGAGGGAUUCAGUGGCAGACUUUUGCCUACAGAUCGUUACCAGUUUUCCUCUCAAGAUGGUACAAAAGAUAGGUCCAUUGAAUGUAUUAGACUACCUUCCAUGGCAUGGCAAUGGGAAGGCGAUUGGCAACUUGAACUUGCAUUAGAUGGGCAGCCUUUAGAUCAUGAUGGCUGGACAUAUGCAGUGGAUUUUCCUGCCCAGUUUGGGACAGUGAAACAGUGGAAGUCAUGUGUAAGAAGAAGAAAGUGGAUAAGGUACAGAAAGUUUAGUGCAAUGAACUCUUGGUGUGCUAUAGCACCUCUACAUAAAGACCCCACCCAAGAACCAUUUAUAGAUAUUACCAUUGGGGGUAAUCAAAUACCUUAUGCCUCUCCAGGCACUUUAUCAGUUUGGUCCAUCACAGCUCAGGGCCGUGUCAUGUACAGAGUUGGUGUUAGUACAACAUCUCCAGAAGGAUUAAAAUGGAUUAAUGUUAGCAUUCCACCAAACUGUGACAUAAAACAAAUUUCUGUUGGACCUACUGGUUUGGUUUGGGCUUUACUAUGGUCAGGCAGAGCUAUAGUCAGAAAAGGCAUAAACAAAGACUGUCUUACAGGAGAAGCUUGGCUAGAAGUUAAGUCACCAACUGAAACCAAAUUGACUACUGUGUCAGUAGGUUUUAAUGCAGUUUGGGCGGUCAGUUCUGAUUCUAGAGUAUGGUUUAGAAAAGGUAUUGAAGGUAAUGCAGUUGGGCACUCGGAAACUGCUGCUAUUGGAAAUGGUUGGUUAGAAAUAAAUGGUAAUAUGAUACAUAUCUCAGUCGGUAUCAAUGACCAAGUUUUUGCAAUUGGAGAAUCUAAUAAAGGUGUAUACUGGCGAAGCGGGAUUACACCAGCUGAACUCACAGGCAAGAGAUGGAGAAUGGUUCAGGCUAAUAUGCAAUUGAGUCGAACAUCUAGCUCAGCUAGUAUUAUAUCAUCAGCAUCUAAUCCAAAACAUCACAGCCUUGGUUUAUUGAAUGAAAAUACUAUAGAACUUAAAACAAAUAUAAAUUUACGCAAUUCUUGGGAAGAGUCCCACUCAGCACCUAUUGAAAACACUUUGCCAUUAAAGCCAUCAAAGGAAUUGAGACCUAAAAAAAAUGUGAAUGUAGAAAAUAUUGAUUUAACAGGUAAAAGCUAUGAAACCACACUAAAAAAUCCCCGAGCAUGGAGCCCAGUAAGAAGUGUAGGCUCUGUAGUUGGCAUGGAAGCCCAGCCAGAUAGUGAUAGUAGUGUCUUUGAUGUUGACUCUGGUAUGUACUUUGAUGAAGAAGUCAGUCAAACGGCUUGGGGCACGUGUGAUGCCACAUGGACAUUUAUAGAAGCUGGUGCUUGUUCUAUAGACACUAUUCAAGUACCCCACUGGUUUUCAGAUUCUAAAAAUGCACACAAUUCUGAUAUAACAGCUAAAUGGAGAUCCCAAAUAUUAGAUUGUUUGAAAAGUCGAAACAGCUUUAAUAUUGAUCUUAGUAACUUUGGUUUGGCUAUUGAAGAAAAGGGCUGGACCCGUAGUUGUGAAGCAAGACUGGUCAGUGAUAAUAAUAUUUGUGAAGACAGUAUUCUAUCACUCUAUUGGCACGCUGUUGAAAAUGCUGGGACUUUGUCAGUAUUUCAACCUGAUGGAACCAUAAAGUUUAUAUUAAACUUAGGGGAAAUAACAAGUAUCACAUCAUCAUCUGAACCAGGAUGCCCGAGGAUAACUUUAACAAUCCCUAAUCAAAGUCAAAGAAUUAUAAAAGUUCAAUUCAUUUCAGAAAUGGAACAAGAAGAAUGGUUUAGUGUUUUAAUCGAUAUAUCAUCACAAAUAAAUGGGUUGUCUGGGAAACCCUCCACUAACUCAAUAUGGAUUGUGACUAGUUAUGGAGAUGUCCUUAAUUGGGAUCCAACACCAGCCCAAUGCAACAUGGACAAAAAUGGCAAAUAUGUAAAAGAAUUUCAAGUAUUUGGUAAGGAUAUUGUUACUGGAUUUACUACAACACUGCAUAACAAUUUCUUACCAGGAAGCGUUUUAAAACUGUCGGGGUGCUUGUUUGAUGAAAUUAAUAGAUUUCAUAUCAAUUUGCAAGGUCCAGAGGUUCUUAAACAAAGGCAUAAAAUAGAAACAGAGGUGACAGAAAUACCAUUACACUUUAAUGUUAGGUUUGAUGAAUCUACAGUUGUUUGCAACACAAAAAAAUCAGGGUGCUGGGACUAUGAAGAGCGACAUCCAUUACCAUUAAGACCAGGCCAGGAGUUUUCAAUUAAAAUUAUAUGUGAUUAUAAUGAAUUCAUCAUAAAUAUCAAUGAUUCAAAAUUUUGCUCCUAUAAACAUAGAUUAAGUCCUGAAAGUAUUACAUCUGCAUUGAUAUGGGGUCCUGUUAAGCUAUAUACCAUGGAGUAUUAUUCAACUAGUGCUAUUAUUGGGCCUGAUGAAAUGAUAUGGCGAACAAUGGGGGGUUAUUUAAGGAAAGUGGAGAGUUGUCGAAAUGGAGUUGUGUGGGGCAUAUGCCAUGAUCACAGAGUAUGGGUCUACACUGGUGGAUGGGGUGGUGGGAUACUUAAAGGAAUUGGUGGAAGUGAUGGAAUUCAUCCAAUGACAGACACACAAACUUAUUGUAUUUAUGAAAACCAGAGAUGGAAUCCUUUGUCUGGUUAUACUUCUACAGGACUGCCGACUGAUCGCUAUAUGUGGAGUGAUGUUACAGGAAAACACAAGAGAACUAGAGAACAUACGAAAUUGCUCAGCCGUCAUUGGCACUGGAUAUCAGAAUGGAUGGUGGAUUACAAUACUCCAGGUGGAGUUGAUAAUGAAGGGUGGCAGUAUGCAACAGAUUUUCCUGCUCCAUAUCACGGAAAAAAGGUUUUUACAGACUGCGUCCGUCGUAGAAGGUGGUAUCGUAAAGCACAAAUUGUCACAGAGGGUCCAUGGAUUCGUGCAGGAAGCACCGCUUUACUAGAUAUAUCAUUAUGGGCCAAUGAUAAAACUGUUUCUGUAUGGGCUAUAACAUUGGCAGGCGAAGCAAUAUACAGGACUGGAGUUACGGCUACUACCCCAGUGGGUCUUCAUUGGGAACAUGUAAAUAGUCCCCACACGUUUGUAUCAAUAAGCAUAUGCAACAGUGUCAUAUGGGCAGUUGGUCGCAAAGGAGAACUUUAUUACCGAGAAGGUGUCUCCACUGAAAACCCAGGAGGUAUAAACUGGAAGCUAAUAGAAUCCCCAAAAUGUGCAUUCACAUUUAAUCCCAAGGCUGCUACUGGUACCAAAUUAGUAUCACUGACAAACAGUGCUGCUUGGGUUGUACUUAUGAAUGGAGUUAUUGCUGUAAGAACAGAUGUUUCAAUACAUCAGCUAGAGGGUAAACAGUGGAAAUAUUUAACAGAUUGCGAGUUACCAUUCAAGCACGUGUCGUGUAUGGAUCAAGAAGUUUGGGCUGUACAGAACGACGGUACGCUCCAUCGGAGGGUCGGAGUAACAGCUCACAAUGCGGUCGGAAUAGCAUGGCAGCUAGUUCAUUGUGGACCAUUGGUUCACGUUUCUGCUAGAGGGUGCAAUGCAUAAAUCUAUUAUUUAGAAAUUGAUGCUCAUUUAUAGCUUACGUAUGUAUGUAUUGGACGUAUACAACAGGAAUUUUGUUUAGUUAAGGUAUUAUUUAUUAACUUUUUGAUACUCAAUUAAUUUUAAAUUCCAACAUUCCUGUAUUUACCUUGUUUUAUGAUAAAAAUAGUUUUAUCUUAAGUAAAUUAUUUUUUGAAUCCCAAAGUUAGGACUUAUAAAUGUUUGUAUUAUUUUUAGGAAUUUUCCAAAAAUAGUCAAAGUAAGAAUCUUAAGUUAUAGCUCACCUAUAUUUGUAAGUAAAAAUCAGCUAAACUCUCAAUCGUAUCUAGUCAUCAUUUAUCUUUUAAAGUUCCUCACAGUGAUGUACUUUAUAUCUAGUAGGUUAAUCAUGUAUUUAUCUCUUUUGAUUUAAAGUUAGCAUUAGCUUAUUCUAAAAUAAAUUAUUGUACUCUCGA
Pararge aegeria (speckled wood butterfly) is the source of this 4470-nucleotide messenger RNA. It is a transcript of the gene Pex23, whose product is annotated as tectonin beta-propeller repeat-containing protein. NCBI's taxonomy places the organism in Eukaryota, Metazoa, Arthropoda, Insecta, Lepidoptera, Nymphalidae. The record is from RefSeq and is a predicted model, not a curated record. Gene Ontology annotation, cellular component: membrane. Bases 218 to 4018 code for a protein of 1266 amino acids. The transcript is spliced from 6 exons. Gene Ontology annotation, molecular function: carbohydrate binding.